UACACCGACUGUGCCCUUCGAAAAAAACACAAAUUGUCUAAUUCAAAGAAGAAAACGGACUAGGAGGAUUUAAAACUGCCCAAAGAUUUGUGAGAAACACCGGAGAGAUUUGCCUCGUUAAAAGUUGACCAUCAUUGGAGUGUCUUUUAACAGAGGUGUUGCAGCUAACGUUAGCUGUAGGCGCUCAGACUAGCGAGAAGAAACAAAAGACGGAACACGUCGCCGCUCUACUCUCUCCCUUUCCUCGCCCCCAACUUGGGUCCCAAGUACCGAACACAUCCGCUGAGAUGCAGCUGCCAGUCACCUGGAGUUAAAUGGUAGUUCAUGAGAGGAGAGUGCAAGUUUGGCCAAGGACGAGGAGAAAGAAGAAGAAGACGGUUUCCCGGAGCGGAAGGACAGAACGGGGAGAGGACAUGUCUUUUUGGGCGAUACUACCUGUCAGUCUACCUGCCUUGACCAUCACUGGCAUUUGGGUUGUGUACGCCAUGGCCCUGUACAACCAGCACGUCUGCCCUGUGGAUAACUGGCUGUAUAACCAGUCGUGUGAGGAGGAGCUUUAUCUACAGAGUGGACCAACUUUGUGCUGUACUCUGGACAAUGUUCCUCUCAUCAGUAAAUGUGGGACACUUCCUCCAGAAAGCUGCUUCUUCAGCCUCAUCUGCAGCACUGGAUCCUUCAUGGUGAUGGUGAUAGUCCUCCUGCGUUAUGCCCAUGUGAUAGAGAAGCAUCAGAACUGUGUGUUGAACACAGCGGGCCUGUCCACUGGCUGGAUCUGUGCUGCAGGACUCAUCAUGGUCGGCAACUUCCAGGUGGACAAUGCUAAGAUCCUCCACUAUGUGGGGGCAGGGGUAGCAUUCCCCACAAGUAUGCUGUUUGUGUGUCUGCAGUCGGCUCUAACCUACAGGCUGGCCAAGACUCAGGGAGAAUACAGCCUGGCUCACCUACGACUGGGCAUGACACUACUGGCCUUCAUCACGCUGGUGCUUAGUGGCGUGUUCUUUGUCCAGGAGAGCUUCAUCCUGCAGCACGCAUCGGCCAUCUUUGAGUGGGUGUUCUGCGUCAUCAUCAUGCUCUUCUACGGAACCUUUGCCUUCGAGUUCGCCGGUGUCACAGGAGAUACUGUGAUGGUGCUCGCCAGAGGGGGAGCCCUGGGGCCGAACGGGAGAGACCACAAAGUAGAGUCCCUAGGAGGUCCCAUUCCACACCCCCCUGAGAGCAUGUCAAUGCUGUAGUCCCUGGGAGAGAGGCCAGAAAGCUGGCCUGUGCCAUUAUCAAUCUGGGGGAGGUGGAGGGACUUUUGAGUAUCCAUCGCUAAGACACCAAAACACCCCCAUUCCAGGGUGGGAAGUGGACUAUGCCAUUGCCACAUAUAAGCUCAGCGUUGGUGGAGUGGACUCUACCAUUUCCACCAGGCCCGGGGGUGUGGACACCAUGGGGGAGAUGUGGGUUCGUACUGUUCCCAUGUCCCCAGCCCUGUCCCAGCCUCCAAAGACCCUGCUUGUGUUUGCACAUAACUAAUGAACUAAAUCUUAUUUUCCUUUUCCUUCAUCCCCUGUUUUCCGGCCAAAGGAGCCCCAUCACUCAUUACAGGAAGUGAUCCUGGGGCCGCUGAGUCUGAGCCUGCUGCUGUCUGAUGACAUCACUGUCAUCUCGACGCAGGUUAAGGGAGGAGGGCAUGCAACCAGAUGGCUAUAUAAAAAUUAAAGAAAGCGAGAGGUUGAGAGAAAAAUAGAGGAACGCAUUAGAGAAUAGAGAGAGACUGCCUGCAUUGGAGAGCUAGGCCUGUGCAACGUAGAGCCUAAUCCAAUAAUCAAACGCUCUUGAAUUGGCCAAAUACAAAUUUAUUUUCAGAGACUGUUAGCGAGCAGACGUUGAUGUUUCCCUCAGUGCUAGAGUCCAAACAAGACAACGACCUGCCAUCAUUUGUCCUUUAAAACACACAACAACAAUACCAUGAGAGUUGGGCCUCAUCGCACAGCUCCCAAUAUGCCACAUGGAAUAUUUUGAAUAUUUUGAAUAUUUCAAAUGGUUGAAAUGACUCCCCUCACAUGUAGCGAAAGACUGAGGACUCACUACCAUGAAUGUGUUGAUGACAUGGAUGCUUCACUGAUGAACAGUAUACUGGUCAUUGAACCUUGGUUUUAAACCGGGGAAUAACUGGAUACCAGAGUUACCUUAUUUUUCUACUGAAGCUACUUAAACAUUGUGCCUUAUAAAGCUGUACAUUGGAAUGCAGACUUUUGCAGACUGUAAAAAUAUGUAUUUUUCCUUAUGAUUAUUAGAGACACUUGAGUAUAUAAAAAGCCAAACCUCCAAUAGUAUGUUAUACAUAAUAUCCAAAACACUUGUAUUAUCUACAUGUUGACUGUACUGUUCAGCCAAAAUGUAUGGAUGUUGAGAGUGGAGAAGAGGACUGGAAGAACCCACCUGUAAAUCAGCUAAUACAAGCCAGAGCUCUGUCUGGGCUGAUCAAGAUAAAUCACAGGAAUCAGAAAAGUUUCAGAGCCUGAAAAACAGAGGACCAGAAUCGAGAAUCUACAGUGUCUUCGAAAAGUAUUCAGACCCCUUGACUUUUUUUUAGGUUACAGCCUUAUUCUAAAAUUGAUUUAAUAGU
Messenger RNA from Coregonus clupeaformis (lake whitefish), 2614 nucleotides. RefSeq names its product transmembrane protein 150A-like. The coding region runs from base 315 to 1232 and encodes 305 amino acids. NCBI's taxonomy places the organism in Eukaryota, Metazoa, Chordata, Actinopteri, Salmoniformes, Salmonidae. The record is from RefSeq and is a predicted model, not a curated record. The transcript is spliced from 8 exons.